AUGGCGGUCCCUGACGGCUCCUCUCUCCUGACCCAGAUCAAGCAGUCCAGACUGACCGUCGCGUAUUGUCUGGCGUUGGCGUCAGGCAUCGUGCUGUACGGCUAUGACCUGGUUAUUGUCGGAAAUGUCUCCUCGAUGCCGGCAUUCCAACGCGACUAUGGUAGCACCCUGCACGGAAAACUCAUUAUCCCCUCCAUGUGGCUCAGCCUCUGGAACGUGGCCAACCCCAUCGGCGGCAUCAUCGGAUCCAUCACGGCGGGCUUCGUGCAGGACAGACGAGGCCGUCGCUUCGCCCUGGCCCUCGCAACCAUCAUAUCCGCCAUAGGCGUCGCCGUGGCCUACGUGUCUAACCUCUCGGACGAGAUCGACACCCGUCGUGGCGUCUUCUUCCUCGCCAAGUUCGUCCAAGGCUUCGCCGUCAACAUGGUGAUGUGUACCGUCCAAACUUACAUGUCCGAGGUCCUCCCGCGCACCCUCCGCGGGCCCAUCCUCUCCUUCUUCCCGCUCUUCACCCUCCUCGGGCAGCUCAUCGGCAGCGUCGUCGUCAAGAGCCAAGCCAAGCACCUCUCCUCCAUCGGCUACCGUCGCUGCUUCAUCUCCGAGUGGCCCUUCUCCGCGCUCCCUCUCGUCGUUGCUAUUCUCAUCCCCGAGAGCCCCACCUAUCUCAUCCGCAGGAACCGCAUCGACGACGCCCGUCGCGCGCAGCAGCGUCUCAGCGGUGCAGGAGCCCACGUAGAAGCCAAGAUCGACGAACUCCGCCUGUCCAUCCGCCUCGAAGAGGAGCAAGCCAACAGCCACCCCACCACCUACUGCGAGUGUUUCCGCGGCACUAAUCUCCGUCGUACCUUGAUCGUCGUGUACGCCAGCGCCGUGCCCGUCCUGUUCGGGCUGGUGCUUCUCGCGCGCGCUAGCUACUUCCUGCAGAUAGUCGGCAUGAACGCCGAUAACAGCCUCAUGUGUCUGGAGGUGGGCAUUGGCAUCGGCCUCGCUGCUAAUAUUCUCAGUCUCUGGACGCUGUCGCGCUUCGGUCGCGUUCCGCUCCUUCUGACUGGGCUGGGCAUAACCACCGUCCUUUGGACGACGAUGGGCAUCGCGGGUUGCUUCUCCGGCAUUGUCACCGUGUGGUGGACAGCAGCCAUAACAUGGGCUGUGAUAGGAGUCUGCGGCGCCGGUGCCUGGCCAGCAUCCUACGCUGUCAGCGCAGAAGCAUCGUCCCUCCGCCUGCGAGCCAAGACCCAAGGCCUAGGAUGGUUCACAAACUGCUUCGCGAAUGGCGUCUUCGGCGUCGUGCUGCCGUACAUCUUCAAUCCGGAUAAGGGAAAUCUGCGCGCCCGGACUGGCUUCGUCUACACCGGGCUCUGUAUCGUCACCUGGUUGGGAGUGUGGUUCUUCAUUCCCGAGAUGAAGAAUCGCAGCCCCAUCGAGAUCGAUCAGAUGUUUGAAAGACGGCUUCCGGCUAGACAGUUCAAGCGCUGGGCUGUGGUCGAUGAGAGUGAUGCUGAGGGAGGGGAGGCGCGUCGUCCGUCGGAGUGA
Aspergillus campestris IBT 28561 is the source of this 1533-nucleotide messenger RNA. Its product is annotated as MFS general substrate transporter. Gene Ontology annotation, biological process: carbohydrate transport; transmembrane transport. The coding region runs from base 1 to 1533 and encodes 510 amino acids. Gene Ontology annotation, molecular function: carbohydrate:proton symporter activity. The record is from RefSeq and is a predicted model, not a curated record. Gene Ontology annotation, cellular component: membrane. The transcript is spliced from 3 exons. Lineage: Eukaryota; Fungi; Ascomycota; Eurotiomycetes; Eurotiales; Aspergillaceae.